This is a messenger RNA of Chlamydomonas reinhardtii, 1454 nucleotides long. RefSeq lists its product as uncharacterized. Gene Ontology annotation, cellular component: cytoplasm. The coding region runs from base 81 to 998 and encodes 305 amino acids. The record is from RefSeq and is a predicted model, not a curated record. Gene Ontology annotation, molecular function: 1-(5-phosphoribosyl)-5-[(5-phosphoribosylamino)methylideneamino]imidazole-4-carboxamide isomerase activity. Gene Ontology annotation, biological process: L-histidine biosynthetic process; L-tryptophan biosynthetic process. The transcript has 8 exons. Lineage: Eukaryota; Viridiplantae; Chlorophyta; Chlorophyceae; Chlamydomonadales; Chlamydomonadaceae.
CCAAUUCAGUUGUGCUGCCUCUACAGAUAUAGUGAUAGGGGUUGAAGGCCGCCGCCCUGAACUUACAGAACACUCGCCAAAUGCUUGCCCCAAAUUCGAUCGGCCCCGCUCGGGGCUCGGCGGUCUCUACAUCAGCUACGUCUACUCCCGUAGCAAGCACUAGCAAUGCGGGCGCAAUUCGUUUCCGGCCGUGCAUCGACAUCCACAAGGGGAAGGUCAAGCAGAUUGUGGGUUCCACGCUGAAGGACCUCCCCGACAGCGGCAGCUCCGGCGCCGCCGAGCUCAAGACCAACUUCGUGUCGGACAAGCCUAGCUCCUGGUACAGCGAGUUGUACCGGCGGGACGGGCUGGCGGGCGGCCACGUCAUCAUGCUGGGAGCCGACGACGCCAGCAAGCAGACGGCUCUGGAGGCCCUGCGUGCCUGGCCCGGCGGCCUGCACAUGGGCGGCGGCGUCACGUGCGACAACGCGAUGCAGUACCUGGACGCGGGUGCCAGCCACGUCAUUGUGACCAGCUACGUGUUCCGUGAGGGCCGCCUGGAGGAGGAGCGGCUCAAGCAGCUGGUGAAGCUGGUUGGCAAGCAGCGGCUAGUGCUGGACCUCAGCUGCCGCCAGCGGGACGGCAAGUACUGGGUGGUCACGGACAGGUGGCAGAAGUUCAGCACCCUGUCGCUCAGUGAGGAGACACUGGCGGAGCUGGCGGCGUCCUGCGACGAGUUCCUGGUUCACGGUGUGGAUGUGGAGGGCAUGCAGCUGGGCAUCGACGAGGAGCUGGUGCGGGUGCUGGGCGAGUGGUCGCCCAUCCCGGUCACGUACGCGGGCGGCGCGCGCACCCUGGAGGAUCUGGAGCGUGUGCGGGCGGCUGGCGGCGGGCGGGUGGACAUUACGGUGGGCAGUGCGCUGGACAUCUUUGGUGGCAAGCUGGCGUACGAUGACGUGGUGGCAUGGCACCAGCGGCAGCAGCAGCAGCAGCAGCAGCAGGCGGCGGCCAAGCACUGAGGGGAAGAUGGUGGGGCGGAGUGGGGAGUGGGUGAACGGCAUUGGUGGGGGCCGUGUGGAAGGGGUGCGUGUGGAUGUCGGUCAGGUUGUGGAGUUGACGGGAGGUCAGGACACAGGUCAGGAGGUGCAGGAGGUUGAGGCGGGGAUGGGGUACAGUCCCGAGGACGGGCUGAGGAAUCGGGGUCCCGUGCGCACCCCUGGUGCGGGCGCAGCAAUUGCGUCGGCAUGUGUGGAGUGCAGCGUGCAGUUAUGCAGGAUGGAAGCAGUGCGUGAGCUACCAAGGACUGUCGUAUCAUGCAGCUACAUAUGCUGGCGGUGAUGUGUCAGGAUGCGCAAGAGGAUGUGUGACGACAGAGAUGCUUUGAAGCUGGGCUGCGCGGGCUCACGUGCUGUGUGCGACCAGCGGUGGCUGAGGCAAUGGCGGAUCAGGGAGCAAGUCCGUGGGGCAAGCCUGGC